AUGCCAUUCGAUUUUAACUUUUUUAAACAGAAUGGGAAAGUGUUCACAUUUGGAGACAAUUGCUUUGGACAGCUGGGACACAGCCCCACUGCUAAGAAGAGUGGUCCACAAGAAGUGGAAAGAAUUGAUGGCCUAGUUUCACAGAUAGAUUGCGGAAGUUUCCACACCCUUGCGUAUGUCUACACCACUCGUAGGGUGGUGUCUUUUGGUCAUGGAUCAAGUUGCACAAGCAGCCCACCUCAUCCGGAGGCCCAAACGGAAAACUCUGACUUUAGCUGCCUGAUUUCUGCUGAUGACCUUGUGGGUGUUCAAGUCAAACACAUUUUUGCUGGAACAUAUGCCAACUUUGUGACAACUUAUCAGGAUACUGGUUCCACAAAUGUUUCCAAGAAAACCUUGCCAGAAAUAAGCCGAAUUAACCAGUCCCGGACAGAACAGUGGAUGGCAAUGACAAGUGGAAGUAAUGAACGUGAAGCAACUAAGAGUGAAAUUAGAAUGAUAUUUUCAUCUCCUGCUUGUCUGACUGCAAGUUUUUUAAAGAAAAGAGAAUCUGGAGAAAUGAAUUCCAUUGAUGUGGACCUACAAAUGGCAAAAGAUACCUUUGAGAAGUUAACACAAAAGCAGUGGAUUUCUUUCAUGAUAACUACAUGUCUCAGGGACCAUCUGCUCGGAGCUCUUCCAUGCCGUUCUCCACACCAAGAAGCGUUGUCAGUUUUCCUUCUGCUCCCACAAUGUCCUGUGAUGCACGAUCCUAGGAACUCGGAAAGUCUGGUGGUUCCCUUUGCACAGGCUGUUUGUAAAAUGAGUGACCGAUCUUUACGAGUCCUGAAGCAGUGUUGGGCAUCUUUGCAAGAGUCUUCUCUCAACACACUGGUCCAGAUGCUUAAAUCAGCCAUCAUUGCUCAAAUGAUUUAUUCGGUUGAAACACCUCAGAAUAACUGCAAUCUGAAACCUCUUCUAGAAAUGAUGAAAGAAGUGUAUAAGGUAAACAAAGCUACUUGUCAACUACCAAAGAACACUUUCAUCAUAAAUGAACUCUCCACUAUGUUGAACUUUAUUGAAGUAAGAAGAAGAAUGUCCUAUAGAGAUGACAACCUGAUAACUGCAGGAAACUUCAGUUCCAUUAUUUUCAGUGAAUUUCCAUUUAUCUUUAAUUUGCUAUCCAAAAUUAAAUUAUGGCAAGCUGAUUCCUUUUUGAAAAAACUGAAAUCACCAAGUACACAUAUGUUUUCACCCGAAUUUUUACUUCGAGUCAGACGAAGUCACCUAGUUGAUGAUGCUCUGCGUCAAUUAAACCAAGCUGAAGUCACUGAACUUCGGAAAGAAUUGGUGAUUGAAUUUAUUAACGAAAUUCGUUCUGUGGGUUAUGGGGUAAAGUCCGAGUUCUUCUACUUCAUAUUUGAAGAGAUGACCAAGACAGAAUAUGGAAUGUUCAUGUAUCCUGAAGAGGGUUCCUACAUGUGGUUUCCUAUCAGUCCUAAAUUUGUGAAGAAGAGAUAUUUCCUCUUUGGGAUGCUGUGUGGACUCUCCCUGUACCAUUUAAAUGUUGCCGAUAUUCCUUUCCCACUGGCUCUGUUUAAGAAACUUCUGGACCAAAAGCCAUCAUUGGAAGAUUUAAAAGAACUCAGUCCCCUUUUGGGAAAGAAUUUGCAAGAAGUUCUAAAUUAUGAGGCUGAUGACAUUGGAGAAGCACUUUGCAUAUAUUUUUCUCUACGAUGGGACCAACAUAAUGUUGAUUUAAUUCCAAAUGGGAUCUCUAUACUUGUGGACCAAACCAACAAGUAAGUUUUGAGACCUAGAACAUAUGCU
Messenger RNA from Myotis brandtii (Brandt's bat), 1809 nucleotides. RefSeq names its product probable E3 ubiquitin-protein ligase HERC6. Gene Ontology annotation, biological process: ubiquitin-dependent protein catabolic process; protein ubiquitination. The transcript has 16 exons. NCBI's taxonomy places the organism in Eukaryota, Metazoa, Chordata, Mammalia, Chiroptera, Vespertilionidae. Bases 1 to 1785 code for a protein of 594 amino acids. The record is from RefSeq and is a predicted model, not a curated record. Gene Ontology annotation, molecular function: ubiquitin protein ligase activity.